AUGUAUGUUCAACCGCUGGCCAACCGCCAAGCCUCUCCAACCGACGUUGACGAGUUCCUCACCAAGCACCCCCGCUCCACGUGGGCGACAGGCGAGCCCAAUCUCGCCCUCCCCGAGCUCAAGGAGUACCUCACCAAGUACCAGGACCCGCAACAAGCCGACUCCAUUCUCAAGAUCCAGAAGGAGCUCGACGAGACCAAGAUUGUGCUGCACAAGACUAUCCAGAGCGUUCUGGAGCGUGGUGAGAAGAUUGACGACUUGGUGGCCAAGAGUGAUGGCCUGAGCUCCCAGAGCAAGAUGUUCUAUCAGCAGGCAAAGAAGCAAAACUCAUGCUGCAUCGUCAUGUAA
Messenger RNA from Colletotrichum spaethianum, 348 nucleotides. RefSeq names its product synembryn-like protein C3E7.04c. NCBI's taxonomy places the organism in Eukaryota, Fungi, Ascomycota, Sordariomycetes, Glomerellales, Glomerellaceae. The transcript has 3 exons. Gene Ontology annotation, cellular component: Golgi apparatus; membrane. The record is from RefSeq and is a predicted model, not a curated record. The coding region runs from base 1 to 348 and encodes 115 amino acids. Gene Ontology annotation, biological process: endoplasmic reticulum to Golgi vesicle-mediated transport. Gene Ontology annotation, molecular function: SNAP receptor activity.